This is a messenger RNA of Funneliformis caledonium, 543 nucleotides long. The record is from the annotation of a GenBank genome assembly. Lineage: Eukaryota; Fungi; Glomeromycota; Glomeromycetes; Glomerales; Glomeraceae.
AUGUAUUCUCGUAAUUCAGAAAGUCAUUCUUUGGCUAAAGUUCAAUCAAUCAUGGUUGGUUCUUCUCAAAAUUUUUAUGAAGAUAAUGUGAUAGUUGAUAACGAUCAAGAACAAUCUGAUGAUAAAAUUUUUAUUAUGAAAUAUGAUUGGUUUUACAAGAUUAAUAAUAUUAUCAAUACUAUUAUCAUUACAGAUGAAGAAUCUAAACAACAAGUUAGUUCAUCUGAUGAAUUUGAGGAUGAAGAAGGAUCUCAGUCUUAUCAAGAAAGGUUUAAACUUUCUGACAUCGCAAUCAACUCGUUGAUUGGUUUCUUUAGUCUUGUCUUAAAAGAUAUCGAUUUACGUCGAUUUGAAGAAUUUCCUCCAACCACUUAUAUGGCUAGAAAGUUGUUAGAUAUCAGGAAAAAAUCAAAAACCUUUGCGACUUGUCUAGAUUGUAACAAGUUAUAUGAUUCUACGACAAUAAUUUUAGCAAAUUCAAAUAAUAAUAUGAAUUUAGGAUUUAAAUGCAUCCAUAUUGAAUUUCCAAAUCAUCCGAUAUAG